CGGGCCAGCGCCAUGGCCACCAAAUGGUUCAGCGGGGCGCCCUUCGGGUGCAGAGCAACAGGUUUGAUGUCUCUGCUGUUUGUCCCAAACAGAAGAAGCUGAGCACCUGCGCAGAUGUCCCAUACUCCAGGCUUUAUUCCAUAGACAUGUCCCACAUAGGACCUGGGACCUAUGACUACGCGGAGACCUGCUUCAGCAAGAAGAAGCUGAAGAAGGAGGUGGGCACAGGCUGGGCCAAGUCCCAGGAAGCCAGCCAGCUGACCCAGAGGCCCCACUUCCAGUACCAGGCCAUCAUGAGAGAGAAGCAGCUGCAAACGGAAAACCUGGGGCCUGGCUCCUACAACUUCAAAGACUUCUUAGAACUGCUGCAGCAGAAACCGUGCAGCACCCGGGGGCUGCUCAGCUCUGGGGAGGUUUGCUUCGGAGGACUCAUCGGGAACUACUAUCCAGGUCCUGGAAAUUAUGGGGAGAAGGGCAACCCAUACACGAAGCUGGAAGAGAACGCCUGGAACCGCUCCCAUUCCGAGGGCCUCAUGCACAGAAUGACCAACAAGCCACCUCCCUUGGCUCAUCAGGGGAGCGGCCUGGCACCAUGCGCCUACUCCUUGAAAAGUAGCAUAGAGGCAUGCCUGGAAAAAUCCAUGGGCACCCGCGGCUUCUAUGACACUUUCUCUGGUGACCGAAGCAAGCCCCAGUGCUAUGGACAUUACUCUGUGCAGAAAAAAAAGCCCAGGGAACUGAUGAAUUUUAGGAGCUUCGUGGAAGAACUUAACUCACGUCACAAUAAGAAGCGUGGGGUGUUUUCGACACUUCCCCGCAACCCGAAAACCCCUACAGAGAGGAUUUACUGGGCCACCCUCAGCCAGUAUCCCCGAGAACUGGCCACGUCUGGUCCCAGUAUGUGGCUUCCUUCAGAGAAGGAACGCAGACACACGAACCAGCCACCUUUCCUACUGUCCUCUAAGCGGGUAGACCUAAGGGCCUAUCAGAUGCUUCUGGGAAACUGGAACCCCGUGGGUGUGGGACGCUACCUCAACACCUGACUGAUGGAGACAAAGGACCGACGACAACGAUAUCGGUCUCUGUACAUGGAUGGAGCCAAGCGCUACCUGUCAGACCCGGCCCGGGACAAGCUCCUGCAGGAAAGGAUCACACCUGUUACUAAGGGGAAGUGCCCUCCAACCGUGGAUUACAAUUCAGAUCCUACUCCUUAAAGCUGCAUGUGAAGGACAGCUAUGGUGAC
Hipposideros armiger (great roundleaf bat) is the source of this 1243-nucleotide messenger RNA. It is a transcript of the gene CIMAP2, whose product is annotated as ciliary microtubule associated protein 2. The record is from RefSeq and is a predicted model, not a curated record. NCBI's taxonomy places the organism in Eukaryota, Metazoa, Chordata, Mammalia, Chiroptera, Hipposideridae.